Cylicocyclus nassatus is the source of this 351-nucleotide messenger RNA. NCBI's taxonomy places the organism in Eukaryota, Metazoa, Nematoda, Chromadorea, Rhabditida, Strongylidae. The record is from the annotation of a GenBank genome assembly.
AUGCUAGUCGACCGUGAUAAGAUCCUCGAAUUGAUGAAUACGGCCGAGCCUCUGAGGCAAGGGAUUGGGGCAAGGGGAAACCCCCUUGCCGCACGCGUUUCCGCGAUGGAGGAGAUGAUCAAGAACUUGACUGAGCUGAAGCCCUUGAAAGAAAGCGACACCACAUUGGAAGUCGCACCUUCGUCAAGCCGGGCAGCCUCGACAAAGUCGACCAAGCGUCAGAUUUCUUCUAGCUCGGACACUUCAGAGUCAGAUGCUGAGAAUAAGAAACACGCAGCGGAGAAGCCAGGCCCGUCCAAAACCUCCACACCGAAGAAGGCAGUGAAAUUGAGAUUGCAAGAAAGAAGAUAA